AUGACAGAUGAUGAGAGUGAGGACGAAGACUUCUUUGUGGAUUUAGAAAAUAUUGUAGAUGAUGUGGAUGUUGAUAUGAAAGAAUUUCAUAUACAUGUUGAUGAAGAUGUUGAGUGGGUUCAAAAAACCACCAAAGAAGCAAGUGGUAGUGGUGUUGACUUUACUGAAGGUGAAGAUUUGGAGGUCAUAGACCCAGAAUCGUUUGAGUCACCUAUUGUAGAUGAAGAUAACAACAGAGAGAGGAUGUUGAGAGACAUAAGAAAGGAAAAAAGUUGCUCUGAGGGUGUAGUUCAUCAAAAGGCUUUCACAUUAGGACAGAAGUUCAAAACAAAGAAAGAUGUGAAAGAAUAUAUAAACAAACAUGCAGUAGAAACCAAAAGGGAUUUACAUUUUGAAAAAAAUGACAAAACAAGGAUUAGGGCUAAGUGUAGAGGAGUGGCCUCAGAUAUGAGUGCAAACAUUGUGAAGCAAAUUGAGAGUAAUCCAACCAUUCCAGUCAAUGCACUUCAAGAAGAUCUCAUCCAAAAAUUCGAGAUGAACAUGUUAAGAAUGAAGAAACAACAUGUUAUUUUGAAGGACUAUGGACUAGAGUUGAUGGAAAGAAACCCAAGUACUAAUGUAAAGAUCGAUUGUUACAGUGAGCCAAAUUUAAAUUCUGAUACAAGGACAUUUAGGAGAAUUUACAUUUGUUUAGGAGCAUUAAAAGAAGGAUUUAAGGCUAAUCUAAGGGAUUUCAUAGGGUUGGAUGGUACUUUCAUGAAAGGUCCCUAUCCUGGUCAAAUUUUGACUGCCGUAGGGGUAGAUUCCAAUAAUGGGAUAUAUCCUCUUGCAUAUGCUCUUGUUGAGAAUAAAACCACCAAUUCAUGGACAUGGUUUUUGGAACAACUUGGUGAUGAUCUGGAACUUUAUGCUAAUUCAAACUUCACUUUCAUCUCAGAUAGGCAUAAGGGUAUCAUUCCUGCAAUUGUCAAACUUUUCCCUCAAGCUGAGCAUAGGUUUUGUCUGAGGCAUAUUUAUGAAAAUAUGAAAAGGCAGUGGAAGGAUAAAGAGCUCAAAGAUUUGGUGUGGGCAUGUGCAACUGCUACUACUGUAAGGCAUUUUGAGAAAGCAUUAGAAGAGCUAAAGAAAUUCAAAGUUGAAGCUCAUGAUUGGCUGAUACAGAUUCCUCCAGCUCAUUGGGCAAGAUCUCAUUUCUCAGGGAGGGCACAUACUAACAUCUUGUUGAAUAACGUGUGUGAGGUUCUGAAUGGAAAAAUACAAGGUGGUAGGGAUAAACCUUUCAUUUAUUAUUUGGAGUAUAUUAGAGAGUAUUUGAUGAAGAGAAUUUGCAAUGUCCAAAGAGAGAUUGAUAGAUGCCAUGGUCCUCUCACACCAACUGCCACUAGUCUUCUUGAUCAAAUGAAAAGACAAGCACAAAAGCACAGGUGUAUUUUCAAUGGGGUUAAAAAUCAAGUCAUUACUCAUUGGGGUGAUCAGUUUAUUGUGAAUUUGGAUGAAAAAACAUGCACAUGUAGACAUUGGGAAAUUACAGGCAUGUUAUGCUCACAUUCAAUAAGUGCAAUAUGGGACAAGAUUAAACAUGGAGCAAAGAAUGUUCCUGAGUUGGAGCAUUGGGUCCACCCAUGCUACUGGCUAGUUACAUGGGCAGAAGUGUACAAACACAAAAUUGAACCUAUAAAUGGUAGAUUGAUGUGGCCCAAAUCACAAUGCCUAACCAAGUUGCUUCCACCCAAACAUGUUGUUCAGGUGGGUAGGCCCAAAAAGAAAAGGAAGAGGGUAUAUGAUGAACCUUCUACACAGGGGCAUAAACUGUCCAAGAGGUGGACCACUGUCACAUGUAGAAAGUGCAACAACAAAGGGCAUAAUUCAAGAACUUGUAAAGGUCAAGGUGGCCCUAAUGACAAAAGAACUGAAGAAACAGGAGGAUAA
Molecule: messenger RNA, 1929 nt
Organism: Lactuca sativa (garden lettuce)
Lineage: Eukaryota; Viridiplantae; Streptophyta; Magnoliopsida; Asterales; Asteraceae
Molecular function (GO): zinc ion binding
Source: RefSeq, a predicted model, not a curated record